AUGGACGAAUGGAUUGAGGUGAAGCCGUACCUACUAGCGGGUGUCAAGAGAAUUAUCGGCCGAGGAGCAACUUUCUGGGUUGGCGAGCUCGACGAUCACACAGUCCUCAAGUAUCCCAACGAAAUCGGCUUACUCGACCCAGAAGAAGCUAGAAACAACUUGUUGGUCGAAAGCAAGCUUUACGAGCAGGUUGGGGAACACGAGCACAUCAUCAGGUCACGAGGCCUUCGCGAGGAUGGACUUCUUGUGCUUGAACGGGCGACGAAUGGCAAUGUCUUCGAUUAUGUCGCCAACCAUCCACACAUGCCACAGACUUGUCGCCUACAGUGGUGUAUCGAGAUAUGCAAGGCGUUGAUCCACUGCCACACCCACCACGUACUGCAUUGCGACAUCCGACACCGCAACAUACUGCUCGAUGACAAUCUCAAGGUCAAGCUUGCCGACUUUCAGGGUCGUCUAAUAUCGACUGGAGGCGAGACCCUCCUAGAGGGUGGCUCUCAGGAGCAGGCUCAGUACUACUGCCCUCGACAAACCGCAAACCAUGCCGAUGUCCAAACAGAUCUGUUCGGAUUCGGCACAACCAUCUUCUUCUUGAUGGUCGGGCACGAACCGUUCCCUCAAAUUACAGGGCACAAUGAAGGUGAUGAUGAGGAAGUUGAGCGGCGUUUUCGGUCGAACGAAUUCCCAGAGGAGAAGCACAUCUGCACCCACAUAGUCGAGAAGUGUUGGGAGCUGGGCUACGACUCUGCCGAGGAGGUUUUACAGGAUCUAGAAACUGUCAUGGUGAAACUGAUGUGA
Molecule: messenger RNA, 798 nt
Organism: Colletotrichum higginsianum IMI 349063
Lineage: Eukaryota; Fungi; Ascomycota; Sordariomycetes; Glomerellales; Glomerellaceae
Product: Serine threonine protein kinase
Exons: 1
Coding region: 1-798 (265 amino acids)
Biological process (GO): protein phosphorylation; intracellular signal transduction
Cellular component (GO): nucleus
Molecular function (GO): protein serine/threonine kinase activity; ATP binding
Source: RefSeq, a predicted model, not a curated record